Sphaeramia orbicularis (orbiculate cardinalfish) is the source of this 6004-nucleotide messenger RNA. It is a transcript of the gene spire1a, whose product is annotated as spire-type actin nucleation factor 1a. Gene Ontology annotation, molecular function: microtubule binding; actin binding. The record is from RefSeq and is a predicted model, not a curated record. The coding region runs from base 162 to 2567 and encodes 801 amino acids. Gene Ontology annotation, biological process: establishment of meiotic spindle localization; actin filament polymerization; cleavage furrow formation. Gene Ontology annotation, cellular component: cell cortex; cytoplasmic vesicle membrane. NCBI's taxonomy places the organism in Eukaryota, Metazoa, Chordata, Actinopteri, Kurtiformes, Apogonidae. The transcript has 20 exons.
UCUCGGUUUCUCCCAGAGCCGUUGGUGCCCGUCCGUUCACACUGAGAUAACAGCUGAUCGAGAGGUUAUCGUCGGACUACGCAACAGAGACGCACUCUAAUACAAACUGAACCAUCUCCUUCGUGCUUUUAUUCACCUUAUGUGGAUAUAAUGGUGUGACAAUGGCUAAGCGACCGGGGACUGAUGAUGGGAUGAUGACUUCUCCGACCAUUCUCCGGGAUUUUGCCGCUGAAUUCAACGCCGGGGACGUGGAUAUGGACUGCGGCGGCGGCGGAGGAUCCGAGGAGGUGUCGUUGGAGGAGAUCCUGACUCUGUACAGCCAGCCGAUAAACGAGGAGCAGGCGUGGGCCGUGUGUUACCAGUGCUGCAGGACGUUAGCGCAGAAGCACCGGAGGAAAAGCUCCAAGCCCUCGGCAGAGUUACCGAGGAGGAUUGAAGGACCCGGGGAUGUGACGAUCGGCAGAGACGGGACUGUCAAACUGCACUUUAAAGACAGCUCAGAUGAAUACAGAUCAGCCCCUACGUCACUAGAGAUAAUUGACUCACUGGGUGUCAUGAUCUACAAAGCUCUGGACUAUGGGCUUAAAGAAAACGAGGAGCGAGAGCUCAGCCCGCCUCUGGAGCGCCUCAUUGACAUGAUGACCAACACCCAAGAAACAGAGAGUGACCCCUGUCCUGAUGAAGGCUACGAGGCCACAGAGGAGGAGGAGGAUGAGUGUGAGGAAGAGGAGGAGGAGGAGCCUGUUACCACAGCCAGUACAGUCAGCAGUGUCCGAGGAUACAGAGACAUCAUCACGCUGUGUUCCUCCCACCUCCCCAGCCCCUCAGACGCCCCCAAUCAUUACCAGGCUGUAUGUCGAGCACUCUAUGCAGAGACCAGGGAACUGCACACCUUCCUGGAAAAAAUCAGGAGUGCCAAGGAGAACCUGCGGAGAAUGGAAGGCGAAGGCCAGGAGGAACCGGUGAAAGAUCUAGAUGAGCUACAAAAUGCAGACUGGGCUCGGUUCUGGGUGCAGGUAAUGCGAGAUCUACGACAUGGUGUUAAGCUGAAGAAAGUCCAGGAGCGUCAGUACAACCCACUACCCAUUGAGUACCAGCUCACCCCCUAUGAAAUGCUGAUGGACGAUAUCCGCUCCAAACGAUACAAGCUACGAAAAGUCAUGGUGAACGGUGACAUUCCUCCAAGGUUAAAGAAGAGCGCCCACGAGAUCAUUCUAGAAUUUAUCCGAUCACGACCUCCUCUCAACCCUGUGUCAGCACGUAAACUGAAACCCCACCCGCCACGUCCCAGAAGCCUCCAUGAGCGACUUCUGGAGGACAUUAAAGCUGAAAGGAAGCUCAGGCCAGUGUCACCGGACAUGAUCCGCAGAAAUCGUCUGGUCAUGCGACCUCUUAGCAUGUCGUACAGUUUUGACUCAUCAGGUGCAGGAAAAAGCAUCAGUACUCCUCAGGACUUGUUCCGCAGCUCAGACACUCCUGAUGCACCCAGGAAGUUGGCUGGCAGCACCCACUCUCUGGCCAGUGGCACCCCAGGGCCCAAUCAGAGUGGAGUCCAGCCGCUUUCCCAAAGGAAGAGGCUGCUCAGGGCACCAACGCUGGCCGAGCUGGAUAGCUCUGAAUCUGAUGAGGAACCCACACAAAGCAGCUCCAGUAUGUCCACGUCUCUGGUGGAGGACACCUCUCCUGAGUCUGUCAUUGGAAAGAAGGCCCCUCCCAAGUUUCUGCCAAUCUCCGCCACCCCCCAGCCAGACAAACGCCAGUCUCCCCAGAGGCGACACUCCAUUGAAAAGGAGACUCCCACCAGUGUCCGCCCUUUUGUGCCCCCGUCCAGACAAAGCUCCAAGUCUCUGCUGACGGAUCCCAGUGCCAAGGUGGAAGCUGCCAGCGGUGCACAGGGAACGGAGGAGUUCUGUUACCCAGUGGAGUGUCUGGCUCUGACAGUAGAGGAGGUGAUGCACAUCAGGCAGGUUCUGGUCAAGGCUGAACUGGAGAAGUUUCAGCAAUACAAAGAUAUCUACAAUGCCCUCAAGAAAGGAAAGCUUUGCUUUUCAUGUCGGACCAAGAGGUUUUCUCUCUUCACCUGGUCGUACACAUGCCAGUUCUGCAAGAGGCCUGUAUGCUCCCAGUGUAGUAAAAAGAUGCGGCUGCCGUCCAAACCCUAUUCCACUUUACCCAUCUACUCUUUGGGCCCCAGUUCUAUGGCUAAAGAAGAGGCGAGCUCAGACUCGGCACCCACUGAUCCAGAAAAACAACCGUUUGGGUCUGGACAUCACCGCCACAGUCUACGCAGAAGUGUCUACAAGUUGUCCAAGCACAGCAGUGGCAGCAAAGAGGGGCGGUCACAGGACGAGCCGGAGUUACCUAAAGAGCUGACAGAGGACUGGGUCACCAUGGAGGUCUGCAUAGACUGCAAGAAGUUCAUCACAGAGAUCAUCACCUCCAGCAGGCGCAGUCUGAGCGUGGCCACCAAGCGUGCCCGCCUCAACCGUAAAACCCAGUCCUUCUACAUGUCUUCAUCGGCUUCAGUCAAUUUCAGACCGUCUGAGCGCACCAUUAAUGAAGUGUAGAAAGUAGGACAAGCCUGCGCACUAUUUUUCCACCCCCUCUCCGGGAGCGUGUUUAUCUUUAUUGAAAAUCCCUGCAAAAUGCUUAAUUGCAGUGUACAUAAAUGAUGAUUGAUGAACAAAAGUGACCAUGAAGCCAGUCCAUUCCGCCCCAAAGUUAGUAAAGGUAAUUGCACCUUACCCCCCCUCUCAGGAAAUGUUGGCAUGCUAUUGUUGGUCAUGAUGAAAAUGACUGGCCAGGACUCUGUUUUAGCUGCCAGAUAAUCGCAAAGAGCCAUGUUACUUUAAACAGCAGUGAUUAUUCAGGGCAUGUUAACGAUGGAUAAAAAACAGGAGUGCUUUACAUUACAGCUCAGUUAUAACAUGGGAAUAGUUUGGUAAUAAAUAGGUAUUACUGUGCUAAUACCACAUGAUGAUCUAUGUAAUAACUUCAUUAACAACAAAUGAAAACUGUUGUAAGUAGAAAUGGUAAUUAUCACAUUAUUGAACUGUGAAACUGAUAUGUUUAAUACUGUGAUUUGUUACCAGGAAACACUUGUGGUUGUUUCAGUGUAAUAACCAUAAAUCAGGGUUGCAACAUGCAAAACUAGUCAUUUCUGUUUGAUUUUACGGUGAUGUUAGAUUAAGCCAAACAUUAGAAGGCAUGAACUAAGUAGGACUUUGGAUGCGCACAAGAGGACUGGUAAAGUUCAGCUUUUUGUCAUAUUGCUUAGACAGCGAAGGGAAAAAUAGCAGUGGUCAGAACUUGAAACUUGAAGAACUUAGGGGCUGAUGCUAGCUAAUAGUAGAUUCUGAAUGCUAGUCUUUUUAAGUCUUUUUACUUUAUUUGUUACAGUCAAGCUAAAGUGUAGCUAGUGUUAGCAGGUUAAUAUGGUACAUAGCAGUGAAAAUCAACCCUUUAGCAAGAUCUAAAAAUAUUAAAAAAGGUUGAACUUGUCUGGACUUUGUCCUAUUAUUGAUGAGACAUAUCACUGAUGUCACUUUGUUCUUAUUGUUCUUUGUGUCUUGUCCCUGCAGAACCUGAUUGGUCCCCUUGUGCUCAUUCAGAUUUCUGGCUCUUGUCUCUUGUUCACUUAGUCGAAUGUUACUAGAACACUAGAUAGUUUUGCACUUUGCAUCCCUGGUUCAUGGUUACUACACAGAAACCAACACAUUUUUUCCAGGUAACAAGUCACAGCAUUAAAUAUAUUAUUUGUUCACUAUAACCUUAGAGCUGUAAAAGGUUGAUCUUAUUUGGAUCAUGUCCUAUUUUCAUAUUUCAUCUUCAAGUUUCUUUUGAAUGUUGAGUUCAUUUCCACAAAAUCUUUGGUGAUCUCUGCACUUCUUGGUUCGGUUGGUUGUUAUGUUUGAAUUCAAAGUCCUGAUUGGCUCAUACUUUAAGCUUUAACCUAACUUUACCACACAGUUGAAUACAAGCAAGUAGUUUUGCACGUUCCAACUUAGUUUCAUGGAUACGACACAGAAAAUAUCAUUAGUGUUUUCAGGAAAGCAGCAUAAUAUACAAAUAUAUCAUUUAUUCAGUGUAACCUUGAAACUGAUGUCAGCUAGUGUUAACUCCUCACUGACAUGGAAAACAUUAGAAAAGGCUGAACUUACUUACAUUAUGUCCUGCUGUCCUCAAUGAAACCAUCAAUAUAAUCCUGCUUCCUGAAGUUUCGUAUGAAUGUCAUGCUCAUCUCCACUGACGACUUCUUAAUCUCUACACCUUUUCCUUCUUGGUUGACCAGUCAUCACAUGCAUUGGUUCGUGCUUUUUAAUGCUUGUUUUAAUCUUAUCUUCAGAAUGAAAUUAAAGUUAUUUUUGUGUUUUGCACCUCUGAUUCAUGAUUAGAGAAAAUACCACAAGUAAGUAUGUCCAGGUAAUACACCAUUGUAUUUAAUAUAUCAUUUGCAUAGUAUUACUUUUUACUUUACAUUUUUAAUUCUAAGAAGGAGCAUUCAUUAUUACUGGAGUUAUUACAUGGUUAUUACUUUAUUACCAAACUGUUAGUCCUGUAUUACUACAUUGAUGAUGUGUAACCGAUAAACUGAGCUGAUGGUGUUGCUAUUGUGAAGCAGGUAAAAGAAUGUAUACAACAUAAGAGAGAAUAAUAAAGCCAAAUGUGGCGGUGAUUGUGUAGAUAGCGUAAAGGCUCCUCCCUAAUCUUAGCUAAGUAUAAUGAUUUUUUUCCAGUUCCUGUUUACUCCUAGCACUCAGGAAAAACAACCGAUUGUCUCUUCUGACAGAAAUGCACUGUAGAUCCUCCUCUUUGUCAGGUCUACCGGGGUGAACUUCCGCGGCUCCAUGCCCCCCGUCCCCUUCUUCUCUUACUCUUCCAGCAACAAUUAUGCCAAAUGUUACAUCGUUCUUUCUUUUUCUUUUUUUUUUUAACAUACAUUUUCAUCAGUCAUAGAGGUCUGACUAAUGCAUACUUACUCCUCUGUCAUGCCAUUGGGGAUGAAAACGUGACUAGUGAGAAGGUUGAGUAUAUUUCUCUGAGCGGGUUUUAACAACUAGUUAUUAUGUAUGUUCUUUCAAUUCUGUGCCUGGUGCCAAAUGUCUUUUUUCUGUUUUUUUUUCUUUGAAUGCCUUCGCAGUGACGGACCUAUUGUACACAUAUGUAAUUAAAAUGGGAUGUAACCAGGCCCUUCUGUAUGUUUCAAGCUGAGCAAAAGAAGCACAGACAUGAAGGGUUAUGAAUGUGUACAUGCUGUAUAUCUUGUAUGUAUUUCAAAUUUAAUAAGAAUACAACUUUAAUAAGUAGAAUUAUAAUUUUAUCAUGUUUUAAAGAUUUCUGCCUGUGGAGUUUCAGUCUUUAUUUGAAAUUCUUCUCUAUCAUUAUUAUUAUUAUGAUUAUUGAUCCAUGUUAUAUUAUAAUUUUAUUUCUAUUGUAUAGUUUAUAAACUCCGCAGUGUUAAAGAUACUCCUAAAUCUCAGAUAGCACUUUUACAAGCUCAAUGUAUUGUUUAUUAUGAUUAUUAUUAUUAUGUUGGGUUUUUGUCUUAAUUAAUAUAAUUAUUAAAAAACUUUGUUAUUCAUCUCUUUGGGGUCCAUAGUGCCAUUUCCCUGGGCUCAUGAAUGAAAAUGUGUGUGAAUGGCUACAGUAUGUGAAAGGAAAAACAAAAUGCUCUAUGAAAUGUCAUGGAUUGUUUGUUUGUUUUUUUUCUUACAUUUUCUUUACUUUUCAUCCACAUCAAUAGUCCCACACCACACAAACAUCACAUAAAUACAGUAUAUCCACAUAGUUUGUUUUGUGGCAGUUGUUACAAAAUGAACACAAAGUCUAUUCAGCCUCUAAAAUAAUAGUAUGAAAUCAUACAAAAUUCCAUGUUCCAGUAGUUCAGCUGAGCAGAUUUCCUUGUAUCAGACCUCUAAGGAAUGUGUGCAUGCUGUCCUGUGAUUUUGUUCUCCCCACCCCCCAUUUUUAUCAAAGAAAUUUUAAUAAAAUUAUCAUGAUUUUA